AAUAUUCAUAACAUGAUUAGAUUAGUACCUGCGAGGAUUGAGAGUGGCAGAGGAAAAUAGGGCCUUUUUAUUGUCCAAACCGAUAUUUCACCGAUAUUUUCAUCCUUGCUCAUAACUUGAAGCUUAAUGGUGUCGUUUGAAGUUUAGGUUUGCAUCUUGAGCUUCAAAGCCCGAUAAGGAUAAAAAAAUCCAAGCCCAUUUCCAUAUACCCAUUUGCCCAUUUGACUUUUCCUAAAUCUGCCCGUCUGUUGGACCUCUUCUUUCGUCUUCUUUCUUUUUCUCUUCUUUCCUGCUCUCCAUACCAGCGGCCACGCGCCGACCCCAUCACUCCUGGACGGCGAUCACCACUCCACGCGCCGCCGCGGCCUCCCCUCAUUACACCUUCGCUACUGCCACCUCCAGAGACCACCAUCGGCGGCCGACCAUUCUCCUCCAUUUUAGCUGCCACAGACAGUCCAGACCGCCACCGCACCUCCUUCAAUCUCACAUCACUCUGACGCCACCACUGCACACCGUAAUCCCAUCAUCCUCGCCUCACCACCGUGGCAACCUCCAUCCACACCGCCUCACUUCCUUGUCCUUUAUCCUAGAGAGAAACAUUUGAUGGCCUCACUUGGAGAAGAGAACUUGCCUGGUACUCUUGCAUUUAUGGAGCUUGCUAUACAACAGGCAAAGCUUGCGUUGGACAGCCUUGAAGUGCCUGUGGGCUGUGUGAUUGUUGAGGACGGGAAGCUCAUUGCCACAGGAAGAAAUCGAACUACUGAAACACGAAAUGCUACAAGACAUGCAGAGAUGGAAGCUAUUGAUGUUCUUUUGGAGCAGUGGCAGAAGAAUGGACUUUCUAAGCUGGAAGUUGCUGAAAUUUUUUCAAAAUGCAGUCUUUAUGUUACAUGUGAACCAUGCAUAAUGUGUGCAGCUUCCUUGUCAAUUCUUGGAAUAAAGGAAGUGUAUUAUGGAUGUGCAAAUGAUAAAUUUGGGGGAUGUGGAUCGAUACUAUCAUUGCAUUCAAGUAGUUCUAAGCUGCUCACUAGUGGAACUCCACUAGUGAAGGGUUUCAAAUGUACUGGAGGAAUAAUGGCAACUGAAGCAGUCUCUCUUUUGCAAAGAUUUUAUGAACAAGGGAACCCCAAUGCCCCAAAACCUCACAGGCAACCAGGUCAGCAGGUACUGCAUUGAAUAUGUACACGGACAGAUUGAUUCCUGUAGAAUAAUUCAUCAGAUUGCUUUGGUCUUGCUCUUUUUAGUCCCCAAACCUCCGAUGACUCAGUCUGCCAACAAUUGACAAGGAAGAUUAUGCAAGCUCUGUUUUCUCUAUACAAAUAUGUAAGCUGCAGGAGGAUUCUUUCUGAACCUUACUUGCUGCCACAUUGCACAAACUGGAACUUGUUGAUUCCAUGAAAGCUCAAAAUGCCCAUUAAACUAUCAACUCAAUAAGUAGUCUGAGCAUCAAAUGGUACCCAGGCUACACUCCCAACUAUUUGUAUCAAGACUCGACGAGGGAUGAUGGCGUUAUUUAUUGUCUCCCUUCUUUGUAUGUCACAGACUGAUUAGUAAUGUUAGGAACUUUCCUCUUUUCUGAUUGGCAUGGUUUAGCAUGUAUUUGCAUUGGAAAUGAUUCAGAAAUGAUGGUGAUACCUGGUACUUGGGAGAAUAUGAAAGAUGGUUUCUGAAGAGUUUCAGGGAA
Messenger RNA from Vitis vinifera (wine grape), 1684 nucleotides. Its product is annotated as tRNA-specific adenosine deaminase TAD2. The transcript has 8 exons. Lineage: Eukaryota; Viridiplantae; Streptophyta; Magnoliopsida; Vitales; Vitaceae. The coding region runs from base 604 to 1176 and encodes 190 amino acids. The record is from RefSeq and is a predicted model, not a curated record. Gene Ontology annotation, biological process: tRNA wobble adenosine to inosine editing. Gene Ontology annotation, molecular function: tRNA-specific adenosine-34 deaminase activity; zinc ion binding.